AUUCUGAUUUGAAGUCACUUUUUUUUUUACCUGCUUGGGGUGCCACAGCUUAACAGUUGCACUGGAACUGCUGCGGAAAACACAGAGCCGGAGGAGGGGCACCAGGAGGAGACGGACUGCUGCCAGGUCAAGCAGGAAGCUUGAGCACAGGCUCCGCGGGGUGAUGAGGACGGCCAGGCGGGCCAGCAAUGUGGAGGUGCCCUCUUUCCUUCGCCAGCUUGUUAAAGAGACGGAGAAGAUGGUCACCUUCUUCUUUAAAGGAGGGCCCAGGGAAACAGGGCCCGACGAGGAGGAAAAUUUGGAUGAGGAGGACUCCGUGCCGAGCCCAUACCUUGAUCGUCCCAUCUUGGAGAAGCAUGUGUCAGAGGGGGGUGCUCAAGGGGUGAACUAUGCUGUGGCGAGCAUGCAGGGCUGGAGGGCUCAGAUGGAGGACGCCCACACCUGCAUGCCCCAGCUGACAGGAGAGCUGACAGAGUGGGGAUACUUUGCUGUUUUUGAUGGACACGCUGGCACCACAGUGGCACAGUACUGCUCCAGAAACCUGUUGAAUCACAUCCUGGCAACAGGUAGGAUUAAAGCAAGCGAGGACCCCGAGCAGGUGAAGGAGGGGAUUCGUGAAGGUUUCCUGGACAUCGAUUGCCACAUGCACAAAUUGGUUCGCCAGGACAACUGGGACCGCAGUGGCUCUACCGCAGCAGGUGUCAUGAUUUCACCGCGCUACAUUUACUUUAUCAACUGUGGGGACUCCCGCACCCUGCUCUGCCAUAACGGCCAGGUGGUCUUCUAUACAGAGGACCACAAGCCGUUCAACCCCAGAGAAAAGGAGCGCAUCCAGAACGCUGGAGGUUCGGUGACCCUGCAGAGAGUCAACGGCUCGCUGGCAGUUUCCAGAGCACUGGGGGACUUUGACUUCAAGGAGGUGGACUGGAGGCCGCAAACAGAGCAGCUAGUGUCACCAGAGCCAGAGGUGUAUGAGCUAGAGAGGACGCCUGAAGACGAGUUCCUAAUUCUAGCAUGCGACGGCGUGUGGGACGCCAUUGGUAAUGAGGAACUGUGCGCCUUUGUGCGCAGUCGUAUGCAGGUGUGCGAAGACCUGAGAGAAAUUUGCACUCAAGUCAUUGACCUAUGUCUCUAUAAGGGAAGCUUGGACAACAUCAGCAUCAUCAUUGUCUGCUUCCCUGGCGCCCCCCAGGUGUCACAGGAGGCACUGCAGCAGGAGGCAGAGCUGGAGCGACAGAUCGAUAUGAAAGUGGAAGAAAUUAUCCAGUCGAUGAGGUCCAGCGAGGAGGACCCUGACAUUUUGUAUGUGAUCAAAUUCCUGGCUGCAGAAGAGAUUCCAGGGCUUCCACCAGGAGGAGGCAUCACCAGCAAGUGA
Messenger RNA from Micropterus salmoides (largemouth bass), 1375 nucleotides. It is a transcript of the gene ppm1na, whose product is annotated as protein phosphatase, Mg2+/Mn2+ dependent, 1Na (putative). NCBI's taxonomy places the organism in Eukaryota, Metazoa, Chordata, Actinopteri, Centrarchiformes, Centrarchidae. The record is from RefSeq and is a predicted model, not a curated record. Gene Ontology annotation, molecular function: manganese ion binding; magnesium ion binding; protein serine/threonine phosphatase activity. Gene Ontology annotation, cellular component: cytosol; nucleus. Gene Ontology annotation, biological process: positive regulation of canonical NF-kappaB signal transduction; positive regulation of canonical Wnt signaling pathway; protein dephosphorylation.